AGCGCGCGGUCUGAGUCAGCUUUUUCAGUUCACUUGCAAUCCCUGUUUCGGGUGAUUUUACCUUGUGAUGGCUGCCGCUGCUGUUGCCACUCCGGGGGCCACUGUGCUCCCAUCCUCGACACCCGGAGGUGGAGCUCCUCCAGGAGCAGCCCUGGCAGCUGGUGUGGCGGGCAAGGGUCCGGGAAAUCUGCUAGAGAUCACUGGCGAGGCAAAUAUCGUGAACUAUAUGAAGAAUCGAUUGAGGAAGGGCGCCAUGAAGCGCAAGGGUCUCGAAUUGGUCAAUGGCCAUCGAUUUGGAGUGAGAUUCUUUAAGAAUCCUACUUACUGCGGUCACUGCAAGGAUUUCAUCUGGGGCUUUGGCAAGCAAGGUUUUCAGUGCGAGGAGUGCCGCUUCAACAUCCAUCAGAAGUGCUGCAAGUUUGUGGUGUUCAAGUGCCCUGGAAAGGACACGGAUUUCGAUGCGGACUGUGCCAAGGUGAAACAUGGCUGGAUUUCGACCACCUACACCACACCCACGUUCUGCGACGAGUGCGGCCUGCUGCUCCAUGGAGUGGCCCAUCAGGGCGUCAAGUGCGAGAAUUGCAACCUCAAUGUGCACCACUCGUGCCAGGAGUCGGUGCCACCCAUGUGUGGAGCAGACAUAAGUGAGGUGCGUGGCAAACUACUGCUCUACGUGGAGCUCAAAGGCAACAACCUGAAAGUGGACAUUAAGGAAGCGGCCAACCUAAUCCCCAUGGACACCAAUGGCUUCAGCGAUCCCUAUAUCGCUGUGCAAAUGCACCCGGAUCGUUCGGGACGCACCAAAAAGAAGACCAAGACCAUUCAGAAGAACCUCAACCCGGUCUUUAAUGAGACCUUUACUUUUGAACUACAGCCGCAGGAUCGUGACAAGCGGUUGCUGAUCGAGGUCUGGGAUUGGGAUCGUACUUCUCGCAAUGACUUCAUGGGUUCGUUUUCGUUCAGUCUGGAGGAGUUGCAAAAGGAGCCCGUCGAUGGCUGGUACAAGUUCCUUUCCCAAGUGGAGGGUGAACACUACAACAUUCCCUGCGUGGAUGCCUUCAAUGAUAUAGCGCGGCUCCGCGAUGAGGUCAAGCACGAUCGUCGACCGAAUGAGAAGCGUCGCAUGGACAACAAGGACAUGCCGCAUAACAUGAGCAAACGGGACAUGAUUCGAGCUGCUGAUUUUAACUUUGUCAAGACAAUUGGCAAGGGGUCCUUUGGCAAGGUCCUGCUGGCCGAGCGUCGAGGCACCGACGAGCUGUAUGCCGUGAAGGUCCUGCGAAAGGAUGUCAUCAUCCAAACGGACGACAUGGAGCUGCCGAUGAAUGAGAAGAGAAUUCUAGCCCUUUCCGGUCGUCCUCCGUUCCUCGUCUCCAUGCACUCCUGUUUCCAGACCAUGGAUCGAUUGUUCUUUGUAAUGGAAUACUGCAAAGGAGGGGACCUUAUGUAUCACAUGCAGCAGUACGGAAGAUUCAAGGAAUCCGUGGCCCUUUUCUACUCUGUGGAGGUGGCCAUUGCCUUGUUUUUCCUACACGAACGUGACAUUAUCUAUAGGGAUCUGAAGCUAGAUAAUAUUUUACUAGAUGGUGAGGGACACGUAAAGUUGGUCGACUUUGGGUUGAGCAAAGAGGGCGUGACCGAGCGGCAGAAUACGCGCACUUUUUGUGGCACUCCAAACUACAUGGCUCCAGAAAUUGUCAGCUAUGAACCAUAUUCCAUCGCUGCUGACUGGUGGUCCUUUGGUGUCUUGCUAUUUGAAUUCAUGGCUGGCCAGGCUCCAUUUGAAGGUGAAGACGAUAAUGCUGUCUUCAGAAACAUCAAGGAAAAAAAGGCCGUGUUUCCCAAGCAUUUUAGCCAAGAGGCCAUGGACAUUAUAACCAGCUUCCUGACCAAAAAGCCUAACAAUCGGUUGGGAGCAGGACGUUAUGCCAGGCAGGAAAUAACCACGCAUCCUUUCUUCCGCAACAUCGACUGGGAAAAGGCAGAGGCUUGUGAAAUGGAGCCACCCAUUAGGCCGAAGAUUAAACACCGCAAGGAUAUAAGCAACUUUGAUGAUGUCUUCACCAAGGAGAAGACGGACUUAACUCCUACGGACAAGCUUUUCAUGAUGAAUCUGGACCAAAACGAUUUUAUUGGAUUCUCCUUUAUGAAUCCCGAGUUCAUUACCAUUAUAUAAAAGUUGUCUGAAAAAGCUAUGAAUGAAAUUCUGGAAAAACUAGAGGCUUUAAGCCAACUUUAUAAAACUUGAAAUGUUGUGUCCAGUGCUUAAGUCCUCAUAAAGUUUCUUUAAAAGCUUUAAAGCUCUUUAUAUCUGCA
Molecule: messenger RNA, 2316 nt
Organism: Drosophila elegans
Lineage: Eukaryota; Metazoa; Arthropoda; Insecta; Diptera; Drosophilidae
Gene: inaC
Product: protein kinase C, eye isozyme
Exons: 11
Coding region: 68-2176 (702 amino acids)
Biological process (GO): protein phosphorylation
Molecular function (GO): ATP binding; diacylglycerol-dependent serine/threonine kinase activity; zinc ion binding
Source: RefSeq, a predicted model, not a curated record